UUGGGGUGCUGCGGGUCCAUGAGGACGGUGUUGCUAAGGAUUUGGGGCGCUGGGCCCCGAGGGGCCCGGGCUGUCCCCCCAAACCGGUCCCCCCCAAACCCCCCAGUAUCGAACUGGUGGGCGGGGGGCGUGGCCGGUAGUAGCCGCGUGGCCACGCCCCCUGCAGCCAUUGGCUGCCGCCCCCCCGCCCUUCCCACGCCGAUUCAUGAAUGAAAGGGGAGGGGGCGGAGGGGGGGCGCGUUCACCCCUUCGGGGCCGGGCCCGGGGGGGUCCCCGCGGGGCUGCGGGACCCCCGAACCCCCUCCGGCGCCGUGCCCCACCCUGGGGGGGUUCCCACAGCCCCCUCCCCUCCACCCGGCCGCGUCCCACCCUGGGGCGCGCGCCCUCCCAGCGCCGUACUGGUGCGUACUGGGAGCGGCUGCUGCGCCUUUAAGAGCGGGCGUGGCCGGUGACGUCAGCGGGGCAUGAAUGAACAGGAGCGGGCGCGCGGCCCCGCACCCCACUCCCCCCGCACUCCCCGCGGGGCCGCCGCUCGUGGGGCGCGCCCGGGACCCCCAAAACCGCCCCGCCAUGGCGGGCACCCCCCCGGGCCUCACCCUCCUCCUCCUCACCGCCCUCAGCCCCCUGGCCGCCGAGGAAGGUGAGUCCCCCACUUUUUUUUGGGGGGGGGGGGAGUACCCCGAAACUCCUUUAUUGCGGGCACCCCCAAGGGCGGGGUGGUUUUGGGGUAAAUUCGGGUGGUUUGGGGGGAGCUGAGGAGUCGGGGAGCGCUCCGAGGGUAAAGGGUGAUGUGGGUUCCCCCUUCCCCCCGCACAGUUUGGGGUGCGGUGGGCAAUCCGCAGGUGCCGGAGCGCGUUUGGCGGGGGGGGGGGAAGGUUAAAAUCAGGGGAAAAGUCGAAAUGAGGGCGGAGAAGUUUAAAUUAAAAGGGGAAAAGUUCAAUAAAGGGCGAAAGUUAAAGCAAUGGGGGGCAGUUAAAAAUGGGGGGACAAAUAGAAUAGAGGAGAAAGAAAUUUAUGUUGGGAGAAAAAAAGCUAAAAUGAGGCAAAACCCAAGAGUUGGGGCAACUUUUCCCAUGCCGAGCGUCCAACCGAUGUGCCGGGGCCGGGUCCUGCUGGGAGCCCCCAAAAGAGGCAGGCACAGGGGUGAAGUGGUGCUGCUGGACUUCGCCAAGGCACAUGGGGAGCUGGGCUGGCUCACCCAUCCCUACGGAAAAGGGUGGGAUCAGCUGCAGAACGUCCUCAACGACUCCCUGAUCUACAUCUACUCCGUGUGCAACGUCCUGGAGGGCGAGCAGGAGAACUGGCUCCGCACCAACUGGAUCUACCGCGGCGUGGCCCAGCGCAUCUUCAUCGAGCUGCAGUUCACCGUGCGCGACUGCAACAGCUUCCCCACGGCCGGCGGCGGCUCCUGCAAGGAGACCUUCAACCUCUACUACGCCGAGUCCGACGUGGAUUACGGCACCAACUUCCAGAAGCGGCAGUUCAGGAAGAUCGACACCAUCGCUCCGGAUGAGAUCACCGUGCAGGAGGAUUUCGCCGCCCGCAACGUGAAGCUCAACGUGGAGGUGCGGUCGGUGGGGCCGCUCCGCAGGAAGGGUUUCUACCUGGCCUUCCAGGACCUGGGCGCCUGCGUGGCGCUGCUCUCCGUGCGCGUCUACUACAAGCGCUGCCCGGCCGUGGUGCGGGGCAUGGCGCGCUUCCCGGAGACCGUGGCCGGCGCCGACUCGCAGACCUUGGCCGAGGUGCGGGGCGCGUGCGUGGCCGAGGCGGUGGCCGAGCAGGCGCCGGCCCUGCACUGCAACGCCGACGGCGAGUGGCUCGUGCCCAUCGGGGAGUGCCUGUGCCGGGCCGGCUUCCAGAGCCUGGGAGACACCUGCCAAGCUUGUCCCCCUGGCACCUUCAAGGCCACAGUGUCCUCAGGGGGCUGCCAGCCCUGUCCUCCCCACACUCUGCCCGCCCCGGCCGCCGCCGCCGCCUGCCCGUGUGAGGAUGGAUUUUUCCGGGCCCCUGAGGACCCCCCGGAGCAUCCCUGCACCCGUCCCCCCUCGCCCCCCCAGGCUGUCACAGCCCUGGGGUUGGGGGCCACGGUGCAGCUGCGCUGGGCCCCCCCGGCCGACCCUGGUGGCCGCGAGGAUGUCACCUACAGCGUCACCUGCGAGCAGUGCUGGCCCGAGAGCGGCGAGUGCCGUCCCUGUGACGGGGGGGUCCGGUUCUCACAGCCUCCCCGGGGGCUCACGGGGACAGAGGUCACUGUCACCGACCUGGAGCCACACGUCAACUACACCUUCACCGUGGAGGCCCGCAACGGGGUGUCCCCCUCCAGCCACCAGCGCAGCGUGGCCAGCGCCACCAUCAGCGUCAACCAGACGGAGCCCCCCCGGGUGACAUCAGUGAGCCUGGAUGGACGGACGGCCACCAGCCUUGUCCUGUCCUGGACGGUGCCACUGCGGCAGCAGAGUCGGGUCUGGAAGUAUGAGGUCACCUACAGCAAGAAGGUGGAUGAGAACAGCUACUCGGUGCUGCGCUGCGAGGGCACCUCUGUCACCCUGCCCAAACUGUCCCCAGGCACCGCCUACGUGGUUCGGGUCCAGGCUCUCACCGCCGACGGCCACGGGGCCUUCAGCCCCCAGCACGAGUUCGAGACCCUGCCCGAGGGUUCCGAGGCCAUGGCAUCGACCACCGUCAUCGCUGGCAGCAUCGCUGGCGUCGUCUUUGUCGUCGUCCUCUUGGCCACUCUCCUCUACAUCCUCCGGCGGAGGAGGAGGUCACGGCCGCGGCAAUCCGCUGAGGACGUCUACUUCUCCAAGUCAGACCAGCUGAAGCCCCUCAAGACCUACGUUGACCCCCACACUUACGAAGACCCCAACCAAGCCAUGCUCAAGUUCACCACCGAGAUCCCUCCAUCCUUCAUCACCCGCCAGAAGGUCAUCGGCGCCGGUGAAUUUGGGGAGGUGUACAAGGGCACCCUGAAGCGCGGCAGGAAGGAGGUGCCAGUGGCCAUCAAGACGUUGAAGGUGGGGUACACGGAGAAGCAGCGCGUGGACUUCCUGAGCGAGGCCACCAUCAUGGGACAGUUCUGCCACCACAACAUCAUCCGCCUCGAGGGCGUUGUCUCCAAGUACAAGCCCUUCAUGAUCAUCACGGAGUACAUGGAGAACGGGGCGCUGGAUAAAUUCCUGAGGGAGAAAGAAGGCGAAUUUGGCAUCAUCCAGCUGGUGGGGAUGUUGAGGGGCAUCGCCGCCGGCAUGAAGUACUUGGCCAACAUGAAUUACGUCCAUCGGGACCUGGCUGCCAGGAACAUCCUGGUGAACAGCAAUCUGGUGUGCAAAGUGUCCGAUUUCGGGCUCUCGAGGGUGCUGGAAGAUGACCCUGAAGCCACCUACACCACCAGUGGUGGGAAGAUCCCGAUCCGUUGGACAGCACCCGAAGCCAUCUCCUACCGCAAGUUCACCUCUGCCAGCGACGUCUGGAGCUACGGCAUCGUCAUGUGGGAGGUGAUGUCCUACGGCGAGCGGCCCUACUGGGAGCUCUCCAACCACGAGGUGAUGAAGGCCAUCAACGAGGGCUUCCGCCUCCCCGCGCCGCUGGACUGUCCCUCGGCCAUCUACCAGCUGAUGAUGCAGUGCUGGCAGCAGGAGCGCUGCCGGCGCCCCAAAUUCCCUGACAUCGUCAGCAUCCUCGACAAACUCAUCCGCGCCCCCGAGUCCCUCAAGGCACUGGCAGAUUUCGACCCUCGGGUGUCCAUCCGGCUGCCCAGCACCAGCGGCUCCGAGGGCGUCCCGUUCCGCUCGGUCCCGGAGUGGCUGGAGUCCAUCCGCAUGCCGCAGUACACCGAGACCUUCAUGGCCUCGGGCUACAGCACCAUCGAGAAGGUCCUGCAGAUGACCAGCGAGGACAUCAAGCGGAUCGGGGUGCGGCUGCCGGGCCACCAGAAGCGCAUCGCCUACAGCCUGCUGGGGCUGCAGGAGCAGGCGGGGGCCGGGGGGGCCCCGGGCUGAGCCCAAACCCCCGGAACGCCACGUGAACCCCCCCUCCUCCCCGAGGGGUUUAUUUAUUAUUUCUGUAAUUAUUAAGGGUUUUUUUAUAGUGUUAUUGAUAUUGUCCCCGUGCUUGGGGAUGAAACGGGUGCUGCCCCUUCCCUCCCCCCUAAAAAAAUGAAAUUUCAAGCUUGUUUGGAACUGGGGGAGGGAUUUUUCUUCUUAUUUUUCCCCCACAUUUCAAGAAAAAAAGGGCUCAGUCCCAAAACUGAUUUAUUUUUGCUUUUUUCUCCCUAUUUAUUCCUCUCCCACCGGGUUUUUGGGUGGUUUUUUUGUCCUUUAUCGCUGAUCUGCCAGUGUUGCCUUGUAUUUUUUAACCUAAUUUAUUCUAUUUUUGUAUAUUUAUUGUGAGGAAUUAAAGGUCGUGUCAGGUUUGGGAGAGAUAAAAAGGGGGAAAUAAAAAAACCUCAGCUCUGA
Motacilla alba alba is the source of this 4454-nucleotide messenger RNA. RefSeq names its product EPH receptor A2 (gene EPHA2). The transcript has 18 exons. Lineage: Eukaryota; Metazoa; Chordata; Aves; Passeriformes; Motacillidae. Bases 789 to 3998 code for a protein of 1069 amino acids. Gene Ontology annotation, cellular component: plasma membrane; neuron projection. Gene Ontology annotation, molecular function: transmembrane-ephrin receptor activity; protein binding; ATP binding. Gene Ontology annotation, biological process: cell surface receptor protein tyrosine kinase signaling pathway; axon guidance; protein phosphorylation. The record is from RefSeq and is a predicted model, not a curated record.